CGGCUGAUGGAGACCCACGCCACGGCAACAUCUGCCACCUCCUCUCAGAUCAGAGUCUUUCCAGCCUCCGUCGAGGUGCCACUGUCGUCGACGUCGACGUCGGCGUCGGCAUCGGCUUUUCAGCCGCGCUCGACGUCGGCCAGUCCCAACGUCGGCGUCACUUGGUCCAGUCUGUUGGGCGGGUCCAGCUUUCUGGCCGACUGGCAAGUCGCCUACGACUCGACGGUUAUGUUGUCGUCGGGCGAGUCGAGUCAGGCCAAGACGGCCGACUCGCUCGACGACCCACAGACCCAUCGGUCGGCCUGGCCGCAGCAUCUAUACCCUCAGCACCAUCACCAUCCACAACCGUUCUAUCAACAUGCCCAACAAUCAUCGCAUGAUGCCAUCGGCUUGCAGACCACCUCGCACCAACUCGUCCAGCCCAAUCAGCCUCACCCUCAUCAUCACCAACAUCAACAUCAGCAUCAGUUGGCCCAAGCGUUCAUGCACUGUUGGAAUGAUGCCACCGACUCCAGCCCAUCCUCGGUACCAAAAUCACAAGCAGAUGCCUCGCGUCUAUCCCCCCCCGUCGAGCCACAUCGACAACUAGUUGAGCACAUCGGAUCCUCCUCCUCCUCCUCCUCCUCCUCCUUCUCCUCUUCCUGCUCUUCCUCCUCCCGUUCCUCGUCCUCCGGCUCAUUGACAGUAUCGGCAGCCACCGUAGAAACGACCAGUCCUCCGGCUCCUCGAGCCUCGCUCAGUUCACCCGACUCGCCGGACUCGCGGGACUCGUCGAAUCGUCGACGUCGGCACAUCUGGUGCCCAGACGGUGGGCUCCCCGAGCCCCAGACGACCGUGGCCUCGGGUGCCUCGAGACCGGACUCCAUGAGUCUCCGGGCCGACGUGACCGAGCGAGUCGGAGGCCAGUUGGACCGUUCGACGUGGCUGGAGCUGGCCCGAAUGUGGGCUCAGCCGUCGGCCAGACUGCCGGCCGAGGCCAAAGUCCCGUCGCCAAUGCCCCUGCCCUUGCCCCUGCCUUUGCCCCUGUCCUUACCACUGCCCCUACCCCUACCCCACCUGCCCCUCCCCCCCUUGCCCUUGUCACUGCCCCUGCCCUUGCCGCUGCCCUUGUCACUUCCCCUGCCCCUCCCCAUGCCAUUUCCUCCAGCCUCCGAGGCUGUACCAUCAGUUGGGAUGGAGCUGGACAUGCCGGCCUCCAACCAUCGGCCCGACGGCUUGCGCCCAACGAGGCUGCUGUCGUCUGCGCUGUUGCCGGGUCCCGGGAGGCUGGGACUGGCCUGCGGAGACGGAGGAGACCAGAAUGUGACCAACGCCGAGGGGGGCGACGAGUGGAUGGGAACCGAGGAGGCAGGCCAGAGUCCCAGAAACUGUAUCUGGACGUCGAGGGGAGGGGAUGCACAAAGAGACAUGCAGUCGACUGGUUGCAACGAGGCCGAAGCCAGUCUGUCUUGGCCCAGCUUUAACACAAUCAAGCAACUCACCAACGAUACAGCCGAGACUCGUCUUCUCGGUCUGGCGGACGCCAUCUGCAGGCCCAACCUGGCCAACGGAGGCAGAGUCGAGUAG
Molecule: messenger RNA, 1566 nt
Organism: Protopolystoma xenopodis
Lineage: Eukaryota; Metazoa; Platyhelminthes; Monogenea; Polystomatidea; Polystomatidae
Source: the annotation of a GenBank genome assembly